This is a messenger RNA of Delphinapterus leucas (beluga whale), 3464 nucleotides long. RefSeq names its product calumenin (gene CALU). NCBI's taxonomy places the organism in Eukaryota, Metazoa, Chordata, Mammalia, Artiodactyla, Monodontidae. The record is from RefSeq and is a predicted model, not a curated record. Gene Ontology annotation, molecular function: calcium ion binding. Gene Ontology annotation, cellular component: endoplasmic reticulum.
AACCAGCCAGGUUUGAAGACCAGACCACAGAUAUAGUACAAAGGUAAAGUAUUUGGAGUCAGUAGGUCUGGAUUUAAAUCUUGGUCCUUUCACUUUUAAAUCUUAGGAACUUGGGCAAAAGAAUUAAAGUUCUACUUUGGUGUUUUUGAAGUGAGACCACUUACAAGGUGGAUGUUCCUAGUAAUUCCUUGUUGUCAGCCUACAAUCAGAUGAAGAAAACUGAUCUGAUUAUCAUGGACCUGCGACAGUUUCUUACAUGCCUGUCCCUGUGCACAGCCUUUGCCUUGAGCAAGCCCACGGAAAAGAAGGACCGUGUACACCAUGAGCCUCAGCUCAGUGACAAAGUUCACAAUGAUGCUCAGAGUUUUGAUUAUGACCAUGAUGCCUUCUUGGGUGCUGAAGAAGCAAAAACCUUUGAUCAGCUGACACCAGAAGAGAGCAAGGAAAGACUUGGAAAGAUUGUAAGUAAAAUAGAUGGCGACAAGGACGGGUUUGUCACUGUGGAUGAGCUCAAAGACUGGAUUAAAUUUGCACAAAAGCGCUGGAUUUACGAGGAUGUAGAGCGACAGUGGAAGGGGCAUGACCUCAAUGAGGACGGCCUCGUUUCCUGGGAAGAGUAUAAAAAUGCCACCUACGGCUACGUUUUAGAUGAUCCAGACCCUGAUGAUGGAUUUAACUAUAAACAGAUGAUGGUUAGAGAUGAGCGGAGGUUUAAAAUGGCAGACAAGGAUGGAGACCUCAUUGCCACAAAGGAGGAAUUCACAGCUUUCCUGCACCCUGAGGAGUAUGACUACAUGAAGGAUAUAGUGGUACAGGAAACAAUGGAAGAUAUAGAUAAGAAUGCUGAUGGUUUCAUUGAUCUGGAGGAGUAUAUUGGUGACAUGUACAGCCAUGAUGGAAAUGCUGAUGAGCCAGAAUGGGUAAAGACUGAGAGAGAACAGUUUGUUGAGUUUCGAGAUAAGAACCGAGAUGGGAAGAUGGAUAAGGAAGAGACCAAAGACUGGAUCCUUCCCUCAGACUAUGAUCAUGCAGAGGCAGAAGCCAGGCACCUAGUCUACGAAUCCGACCAAAACAAGGAUGGCAAGCUUACCAAGGAGGAGAUUGUUGACAAGUAUGAUUUAUUUGUGGGUAGCCAGGCCACAGAUUUUGGUGAGGCCUUAGUACGACAUGACGAGUUCUGAGCUGCAGACAGAGGAACCUACAUUUCUUCAAAAGUAAUUUAUUUUUACAGCUUCUGGUUUCACAUGAAAUUGUUUGCGCUACUGAGACUGUUAUUACAAACUUUUUAAGACAUGAAAAGCUGUCUUAAAAAUCCCGUCCCCAUUCCUCCUCCUCUCUGAGGGACUGGAGGGAAACUGUGCUUCUGAGGAAAAACUCUAAUUAGUACACUUGUGUUUGUAGAUUUACACUUUGUAUUAUGUAUAACAUGUGUGUUUAUUUUUGUAUUUGUUCUCUGGUUGGGAGUAUGAUAUGAAGGAUCAAGAUCCUCAGCUCACACUUUGUAGGCAAACGUUAGCCCUUCACUCUGUCUCAACCCUUAUCAUAUAAUUUUUAUAAUUCUGAGUUAAUUAAUUUUAAGCCUGAGAUCAAUAAGAAAUGUUCAAGAGAGAGAAGAGGGAAGAAAUAGUCCCCACAAUUUAUAUUUAGAGAGAUAACACUUAAACUUGCCUAUUGAAAAGUAUCCUGCAUAAGUAGGAGGGGCCGAAUAUUUCAUUCAGCUGCUCCAGGUCCAGGUCCUGGCAUUGUCUGGGCAAGGACCGAUCCCUGUGCUGUAAGAAAGCUUGGCUCAACUUGAUUUCAUUCAUUCUUUUUUUUCCUUCCCUGUAAGACUAGCUGUUUGCUAAUUUUGUCAAGCACAGCUGUGGUGGGAAGAGUUGGGGCCACUGUCUUGAAAAUCAGUCAAGUACUGAGUGUGAUCUCUUUACAGAGCUAUACAUAGAAACAGCUGGAAAACUAAAGGAAAAAUACAAGUGUUUUUAGGGCACAUGCUUUUUUCUGGGUAUGCAUCUAUUGAAGUGCUCAAGACUGUCUUGCCUAUUGAAUCACUGUAAGUGCCCCCAUUCAGCUCCUAUUUCCCCAGGUGUUCCAAGGAAUUAAUCUGCACUGCAGUUAAAAUGUACUCCUUUCCAGUCAUGUCAUUGAAAGUGCCUUUAAUGAGAGAAAUGAUCACUGAAUGAGGAUUCUCUUAAGAAACUCGAAGAUAAAAUAAAGAGAAGAUUUUUUGGACCACCUUAAAUGAAAGCUUAGAACCUCCUAGUGUGGUGGGAUUUUUUUCUUUCCUUUCUCCUUUGGAUGGUGGUUAAAUAGCAGUAUUAGUUAGGGGCUUGGUUGCAGUGUUCUUAUCUUGUGGGCUGGUUUCCAAAAACCACAUGCUGCUGAAUUUACCAGGGAUCCUCGUACCUCAGAAUGCUAACCACUUACUACCAGGCCUGUUUCUGUGUCAGCUGGAGAGCUUGAGCUAAGACUCAAAGAUGAGAGGGCUCUUUUGUUUGAGGACCAUCGCUCACCCUUCCUGCCUUCGACCCAUCACUCCCUAUGUUCCUGUCUCCCCACUGCCAAAAAAAAGUUUAUCGUGAAUCAACAUGGCCAAUCCUGAUCAAAGAGAGGGACAUUGUAGAAGGAGCUGAAGAAACCACCUCUGUUCCCAACUCACUUUACCUAUAUUUUGCGUAACAGGAAACUGUCCUUUUUGGUCCCUUUCAUACAGAUGGACCUCUUUUGAGAAGAAUUAUUAUAUUCCAAGUUUUUAGCCCUCAGGAUACUAAGACAAAUAUAUAUAUAUAUAUAUCCGUUAUUAUUUCAUAUAUCUUUCUGGAUAAUACAUUCAGGUGGUGCUGGGUGAUUAUUAUAAUCUGAACCUAGGUGUAUCCUUUGGUCUUCCACAAUCACGUUGAGGUGGGCUACUUGGCCUGGUAAAAAGCCGGAUAUCGUGUAACUCCACCCCAGCCUUUGCAUUGAGCUCUUGAGAGUGGAUACAUUCUUUUACCCCCAGUAUAAGGGAGUGGAAAUUCUCUGCCUUCCAGAUUCCCCAUUUUUAUUGUUAAGAAGAUCAGGGAUAAUUAAUAAUGCCCACCAACCCUGGCUUGGAGAGGGCACAUCAUGAAUUGUGUGGCAGGAGAUCCUCAUAGGUCACUAGGUACAGAGAACCCAGGCCUUAUGUUAAAGUCACGCACCUAGAAAGCAAACUUCCAUCUGCUAAGACAGCAACUUCUGGAUGCUGGGUGCUCAUCAGUAAGCAUUGUACUCUAAUCUCUAAUGAUCCCCCUGGAUUUUUUUUUUUUCUUUUGGUUUAAAUCAAGCCUGAGGCUGGUGAACAGUAGCUGCACACCCACAUUGUGUGUUCUGUGAAUGCUAGCUCUCUUGAAUUUGGAUAUUGGUUAUUUUUUAUAGAGUGUAAACCCAGUUUUAUAUUCUAUAAUGCAAACAGGUACCUAUCUGUUUCUAAAUAAAACUGUUUACAUUCA